UAUGACGUCACCAUUAUGGAGGUUCACUACUGAGAGUAUAAGAUCAAAAUAAUUCAACCUUAAAAAGAUGGCUGCCUAUGGUAGAGGAGAAUUUGAUGGAUUUUCUUCAUAUCAAGCCGGUUCUAGUAGAGGUUCUGAAGGAGGAAGUGAGUUUAACCGAUUGUCAAAUACUGUUGGAAGUAAUAUACAGAAAAUAACACAGAAUGUAUCCCAGAUCCAGAGACUUGUUGGUGUUAUUGGAACUUCACAAGACUCUCAAGACUCCAGAGAUAGAGUGCAUCAGCUAACACAUUACACCAACCAGCUAGCCAAAGAAACAAAUGUAGAUCUGAAGUCAUUUGCAAGAUUACAUGUAUCACCAGCAGAUCAGUCAAAAUGGAAGAUGCAGAAAGACCGAUAUACAGAAGAAUUUAGUAAUGCAUUAACCAACUUCCAGACGACACAAAGGACUGCUGCAGAGAAGGAGAAAGCAAGUGUAGCCAGAGCAAGGGCACAUUCAUCAACAACAAAGUAUCCAUUUGAAGAUGAACCACAGGAAGAUUUUACAUCACCUGGAUUUUCACAAACAAAACAAGUCUUAGUAAUGGAGGAAGAUGUUGAUUUAGAAAUGAUUCAAGAACGAGAAAAUGCUAUCAAACAGUUAGAGCGUGAUAUAACAGAUGUCAACCACAUCUUUAAAGAUCUUGGCAUGCUGGUCCAUGAACAAGGUGAUAUGUUAGAUAGUAUAGAAGCUAAUGUAGAGACAGCACAAAUACAAGUCCAUGAAGGCAAUAAACAACUAGCUAGUGCUUCAACAUAUCAGAGUAAGGCACGAAGAAAAAAAUGUAUCUGCCUGGUUAUAGUGUUUGUGAUAAUAGCAGUUGUAGCCAUUAUAUUAAUUGUUACAUUAAAGAAGUAAUCAGAAGAAAAGCAGAAGGAAGAAGUGUAUAAUUAUUGUAAUUCUCUUGGUUGUUCUAAUAUUCCUCAUUCUUAUCAUCUGGGCUGCUACAAAAACAGACUAACUUUACCCAAGGGAAGUAACUCAGUCUGCACACAACGAUACCCAUGUCAAACAGUGAGGAGACAGCUUUGUCAAGAAUUACGUUAACAUUUUGUUCAAAAGAAAUUCCAAUAUAUUACCAAGAAGUAUCAAAAUAUCUGUUUAAAAUGAAAACAAUGUUUGUUUAGCUUAAUUUUCGUAUGGACUGAUUUAGUGUAAUGGAAGAUGUUCCAUAUCAUGUCAUUUAUAAUUUAUUUAAUAACAUUUACAUAUUAUAACACUGGAUGUUCUGUUAAAGCAGACUUUUAUAUAAAAUUGUAAAUCAAAUGUCAGGUAUAUUGGCCAUUGACAUGAUUUAAAAUCAACAAAAUGGUGAUCUUGGUCUCUUUGUUUAUGAUAUUGAUUAUACCAUAGUCCCUUAGCAGAGUUCACCAAGGAACGUGUAUUACUAUAUGCAUUUACAAAAUAAUGCUUGAAGUGAUUGGAGUUUUAAUGUAAUUCAUUCAUUAUAUUUUCCACUAGUUUAAAUGAAGUGCUUAAGUUCAUUUGUCGCCAAAAAAUUACCUUGUACCUUUGUCUAUAGAAAGGUAGUUCCAAAACUAAUGCACUUUUUGGGCUAGUGGAAGAUUAUUAACUUUUCAAUGUUAGUUACCCCCCUUAGUUUGUAGUUUUUACAGUGCAUUUAUUCAAAUUAUAACUCACAAUUAUCCAAAUAAGACAUGAAAUUGAAAUUUUAUCUUGGCAAUACUAUAUUUUGUUUAAUUAGGGCAUCUGUGGUCGAGUGGUCUGAGUAAUUCAUCUACAGCAAUAACUAGUCUGUCACUAAGAAGUUGUGAGUUCUAACCCAGCUCAUAGUAAUUGUGUAGACUCCUAUCUUGAUUGACUAGGAUUACUAGUUUUCCCGACCAAGUGUCCAUGAUUCUUUCUAUGUUAUGCUGCUCCAUCCUCCAAGAAGUGACCACCAUGAUGAACCCAACACAUGCUGAGAGUGUUGCUAAACACCAUCCAUCCGUCAAUAUUGGAAAUUCAGUUUUUAAAUUGUUGUAAAAGAACAAAGAACACCUUGACCAUUCUCUAUAAUAAUAAGACGUGAACAAUUCCACAGAUCAUUAUAGAUAAUUUUGUCUUUAUAUUUAUAGACCCCACAUUGUUACCAUUAUUAUAUAUUAUUUUAAGAGAAUACCAUAUAGAAUGUUGAUAAACUUAUUUCUGUGUGUGAAUGUUAUAUGAAGUUUUGUAUCUAGCAUAUAAUAAACUGUUCUCUAUUACUAGUAAAUUUAAUUUUGUGUGUGAUAUGAUUGUAUCAUAUUUGAUUUUUUUCUCAGAACUGUACGACAGUUUUAUGAUGUAUUUUGUUCUAGUAAAUACUGACCUACAAAUUAGUUUAACGAUUAGUAUCAACAGAACAGUAUGACGAUUAAGCUUGAGUGGUAAAAUUCUCAAAAUCAAGAGACAGUUAGAAUUAUUGAGAAAGUACAAUCUCUGUUAGGUAUUUGAUGCAUUUAAAAUAUUUAUUUUGUUAAGUGUAUGUCUGUGACGAACUAGAUUUGAAAUUAGAUUUAAGUUGUAAUCAAAAUUCAUAGCUAAAUAAACUCAUUUAAAUCGCAUCCUUUAUUAUAUCAUCAAAAACUAGUCUAUGAUAGCCUUUAUUGGCUUUGAGACUAAGUCAUUUAAGAUUUUAUUACCCAAGUUUAUCAAAGACAAAAACACAUCAUAUUGAUAGUAAUUCUAUUUACGUUCCAGUCUUUAAAUGGUGAAUAAAAGUAGGUGUUUGGAAUAUGUACUAGCUUAAGUUAUAAUUCUAACCAAACUGAAUCAGAUGUUGAUGAUAAUUACUGUUUUCAAGUAUAGCUAUUUCAAAUUAUUAUACAUGCUAUAAUGUUACUACUACCUUUAGGACAGAAAGCAACAUAAACCAAAACUUAUCCAAGAAAUAAGAUUUCCAGUAGCACAAUAAUUUAUAUCCCUACAGGUACUUUUUGUAACUUAAGAUAUAUGAUUUCCCUAACAGGUACUUUUUGUAUCUUGAGAUAUAUGAUUUCCUUAACAGGUACUGUUUUUAACUUGAGAUACAAUGUAUAUGAUUGACAUUCCUGGUUAUGAAUGAGUAUGAUUGGUGCAAUAAGUCUGUAUAUUAAAUGUUAGGUAAUUAUAUCAAUACACAUUUGGUUGUUAUUAUGUUUUGUUAUAGACUGUAUAAAAUAAAUGUGAUAUACUG
Messenger RNA from Mytilus trossulus (common blue mussel), 3197 nucleotides. RefSeq names its product syntaxin-7-like. Gene Ontology annotation, biological process: intracellular protein transport; vesicle fusion; vesicle-mediated transport. Lineage: Eukaryota; Metazoa; Mollusca; Bivalvia; Mytilida; Mytilidae. The record is from RefSeq and is a predicted model, not a curated record. The transcript is spliced from 12 exons. The coding region runs from base 68 to 898 and encodes 276 amino acids. Gene Ontology annotation, molecular function: SNAP receptor activity; SNARE binding. Gene Ontology annotation, cellular component: synaptic vesicle; endomembrane system; SNARE complex.